AUGUUCUCCUCAACGACAGUUAGUCUUUUACUUGUGGCGGUGGUUUUUGUAUCGCAUACGCAUAGCAAUCCCAUAUCGGACGAUGAAUGUCAAGCUCAGUUUUAUCCCAACGAUGAGUGUGGAGGAUCGAUAUCAACACCUAUACAAUGCGUAUCAAAAAAACUCAACUUGGCUGAUACAGAGAUUUCAUCAUGUACAUCUGUCGGCUUAUUCUGGUCUUAUCCAACUAACAAUUUCACAUUAACAAUUGAAACACCAUUCACAAAAGCGCAACAAGCAUACAAGCUUGAAAUCGACAAUGAACAAUUGAGAGCGUCCGUUUUACAUGUUUAUCGAAUUGUCGAUGGUCAAGAAACAGAAAUCACUACUGAUGAUAAGAAACUUAUUCAAAAUUCGGAUAAAAAUUUUCAAGUAGUUCUCAAAUUGCAGAGCUUUCCGGCCAUAUUCUCUUAUGGUGUCUUUAUCAAUUACAAGGUUACUGCUCUGUAA
Messenger RNA from Adineta ricciae, 489 nucleotides. Lineage: Eukaryota; Metazoa; Rotifera; Eurotatoria; Adinetida; Adinetidae. The record is from the annotation of a GenBank genome assembly.